GUGAAGGUGCGCCUGGAACAUUAGCCGCUUCAACUUUCCGGUCCGAAGAGUGUGAAAAAUUUGGGUGUUCCGAGAUGACAAAUUUCCGGACCGGAUAGCGAUUCUCAGAGCCGUUGCCCAUGGCUGCAAUAUCACAACGUCGUAAGGUGGCCUCAUAGGAUUCUUCCUUUUUAAUCCAUCCAACAGAGAUACAAUGGGUCGCGUCAGAACUAAGACCGUCAAGAAGGCUUCCCGCGUCUUGAUCGAAAAGUACUAUCCUCGUCUUACGUUGGACUUCCAGACCAACAAGAGAAUCUGCGAUGAAGUCACCAUCAUCCAGUCCAAGCGUCUCCGUAACAAGAUCGCCGGUUUCACCACCCACUUGAUGAAGCGUAUCUCUCGCGGUCCCGUCCGUGGUAUCUCCUUCAAGUUGCAGGAAGAAGAACGUGAACGCAGAGACAACUUCGUUCCCGAAUUCUCUGCUUUGGACACCUCCGUCAUUGAAAUCGACCCCGAUACCAAGGAACUCCUCAAGUCUCUCAACUUUGAGAACGUUCCCGGUGUCCAGGUCACCAACCCCGUCGCUGCCUCGGCCCACUCUGACUUGCGUCGUCCCCGCCGUGACAACCGUGCUCCCCGCAAGGCUGCUGAAGCUUCUGCUUAAAUA
This is a messenger RNA of Radiomyces spectabilis, 646 nucleotides long. Its product is annotated as 40S ribosomal protein S17-B. Gene Ontology annotation, molecular function: structural constituent of ribosome. Gene Ontology annotation, cellular component: ribosome. The record is from RefSeq and is a predicted model, not a curated record. Gene Ontology annotation, biological process: translation. The transcript has 3 exons. The coding region runs from base 194 to 643 and encodes 149 amino acids. NCBI's taxonomy places the organism in Eukaryota, Fungi, Mucoromycota, Mucoromycetes, Mucorales, Radiomycetaceae.